AUGGCGGCCAUGGCAGCGGCAACUGCAGACGCAUGGGGCGGGUACCCAGACAGCGGCAGAUGGCGAACCGUUAUCCCUCGCACCGAGGGGCUCAUGUACGAGGCGUGCACCAUCGACCAGGUGGGGAGGCUCUGCGAGGCGCGGGCGCGGCGGGCCCGCGGAGGAGCGAGCAACUCCGAGAGCGACUCCGGUAGCCGCUCCGACAGCGGCACAGACGGCUCGGAGACGGCUGAUCUCCUCGGCGAGCCCGACAGCGACUGCGGGGCAUGGGGGCCAGACGGAGAGUACGAGGAGGGCGAGACCGACCCGACAGCGAGCACAGCGGGCCGCGUCGCGGACGAGGUGCCGGCCGAAGCGUGCGCCAACAGGCGCGGAGGCGGCUUCAUCGCGGGGCUCUUCGGCAUCUUCGAGGUGGCCGUCGCGCUGCUCGAGGGCAUCAGG
Messenger RNA from Prorocentrum cordatum, 441 nucleotides. Lineage: Eukaryota; Dinophyceae; Prorocentrales; Prorocentraceae. The record is from the annotation of a GenBank genome assembly.